AUGUCCCUGCGUCGGCUCCUUUCUCGGCUUCUCCUCGGCCUUCUUCCGCUCGCCGUCACCACGACCGUCUACCUGUACCUCUACCCCGUCUUCUCCGGCUGCGCAUAUCCUCUCCCUUUCGACAAUCCCAAGACCUCACAAUCUACCAGCGCAUUCUUCCACACCCUCAAACAACACCUCACACCGCAGUCCACUUUCAAUCAAGACCCAGCGAUAGUCCGCCUCCUCGUCCUAGCCGACCCCCAGCUCGAGGGCGACAGCUCCCUCCCACGCCCGGAAAACGAACUCGGAGCCCGACUUCAAAAAUACUGGAACGAUACCCUUGAAUCUGUCAACAACACGCCGUUCCUUGCCAACCUCGAUGCUUGGAAGACGAUUUCAGCAGCCCUGCGGAGCCUCGUCGCGCAAGAUAUCCCGCGCGCCUUUGCCGCACAGCGAAAGCGACUCGAUCUGCUAGGGAACGAUUACUAUCUCGCGCACAUAUAUCGCACAUUACACUGGUGGACAAGACCGACGCAUGUUACAGUCCUGGGCGACCUUAUCGGGAGCCAAUGGGUCACGGAUGAGGAGUUUCGGCGGAGGGGAGAUCGGUAUUGGCAGCGUGUCUUCAAGGGGGGAGAGCGGAUAGAUGAUACGAUUACCCGAACGGGGAAAGAGGACUACGUUGAAGUUGCUGGGGUCGAGAGCGACAAGGAGCUACUGCCCUCCUCGCCCUCAUGGGCACACCGGAUCAUCAACAUCGUUGGCAACCACGACGUAGGGUACUCGGGGGACGCCAGCGAACGCCGUAUCUCGCGUUUCGAGAAAGUCUUCGGCCGUGCGAAUUGGGACAUCCGGCUCCAUCACCCCCCAGUUGGGAAUCUCACGCCUACGCUACAUCUGAUUAACCUCAACAGCCUGACGCUCGACGGACCGGCUUAUUCCCAGGAUAUCCAAAGCCAGGGAUACGCAUACAUUAACAGCCUUCUUGACAGAUCCUAUACAGUUGAUGACCGAAGCACGUUUACGCUCCUGCUUACUCACCUUCCGCUCCAUAAGCCGGACGGCGUCUGCACGGAUGGCCCUUACUUUACCUACUUUGAAAAGGACGACGAAUCAAGUAAAGAGCGGUAUAAGGCCGGUGGACUGCGCGAGCAGAACCAUCUCAGCGAGCACGUGAGUUCCAACGGGGUUUUGCAGGGGAUCUUUGGAAUGAGCGGGGAUGAGACUGCGCCGGAAGGUGGACGGGGGCGAAACGGGCUUAUUCUAACGGGCCAUGAUCAUACGGGAUGCGAUGUCGUUCAUUCGAUACAGAAAAAACCACCGUCGCUUGCUGAGAACAACGAAGAUGCUCCCCCUGACGAAGCCAACGACGACCAACCGGCCUGGACAUGGAACACCACCCGGUACAACCCUAACGCCCAAAACCACGAUCAAUCAUUCUCCCCGUCAAUCCGAGAAAUCACCCUCCGCUCCAUGAUGGGCGAGUACGGCGGCAACGCAGGUCUUCUGUCUCUUUGGUUCGACGCUACCACGUCAGAGUGGAAGUACGCCAUGACCAUGUGCCCCGCCGGCGUGCAGCAUAUUUGGUGGGCGGUGCAUGUAAUUGACCUUAUCACGCUGGUUGUUGGGAUCCUGUAUGCUUUGGUCUGGGUGCUUGGAUAUUUUGGGUCUAAAUUGCCAUCCAAGCGACUUGUCGCGGCUGAUAAGAAGAUGAAAUAA
Aspergillus mulundensis is the source of this 1701-nucleotide messenger RNA. RefSeq lists its product as uncharacterized. Bases 1 to 1701 code for a protein of 566 amino acids. The transcript has a single exon. The record is from RefSeq and is a predicted model, not a curated record. Gene Ontology annotation, biological process: GPI anchor biosynthetic process. Lineage: Eukaryota; Fungi; Ascomycota; Eurotiomycetes; Eurotiales; Aspergillaceae. Gene Ontology annotation, cellular component: endoplasmic reticulum.